Photinus pyralis (common eastern firefly) is the source of this 1937-nucleotide messenger RNA. It is a transcript of the gene Rassf, whose product is annotated as ras association domain-containing protein 4. NCBI's taxonomy places the organism in Eukaryota, Metazoa, Arthropoda, Insecta, Coleoptera, Lampyridae. The record is from RefSeq and is a predicted model, not a curated record. Bases 160 to 1851 code for a protein of 563 amino acids. The transcript is spliced from 5 exons. Gene Ontology annotation, biological process: signal transduction.
GAGGUUAUUGCAAAAGAAAAGAGAAUAAAAUACAAUACACAGACCACAAUCACAAUGCAAUGAAAUCAUCAAAUACAAGAAGUGAUUCAGUUUAUUGUUUGUUUAGUGUUUUUUUAGACAAGUGCGUGUAGAAAUUCAUUCUUUUAUCCUAUUUAUAUAAUGUGGAAAUGUCAUAAAUGUGGAAAACCAGUAUAUUUUGCGGAAAGGAAACAAUCGUUAGGUUAUGACUGGCAUCCAGAAUGUUUACGCUGUGAAGAAUGUGGGAAAAGGCUAAAUCCUGGUCAGCACGCUGAACAUAAAGGAGUACCUUAUUGUCACGUGCCUUGUUACGGUGCUUUAUUCGGUCCUCAAUUAUUUGGUCACGGUACUAGAGUUGAAUCUCACAAGAGUUUUGGACAACAAAGAGAGACCUUUAAGGUUGGAAAUGGGCCUACAAUACCAAGAUCACAUGUUGAAGACAAGUUAAAGAACUACAAUCAGUACUUUGACGGAAAAAGUGGAGAAAUACGUAGUAGAGAAGUGAAUGGACGUCUUAUAUUGGAAGGUGCUUUAAGAGUCCAUUGGGGCAUUCAAGGUGUUAUACAUUUAAAGGAAGACGAUGAUCAACGAACGGUGGUAACAGUAAGGAAACGUAACUCCUGCCGCCUACAGUCAAAUGCAGAUUUUGAUUCAGAUGAUGAUCUUACUGGUAUAUCAAGAGAUAGUAGCUUUAACGAUUUCUCAGUUACAUCUACAAACUCAAAUUUAGAUUUAGAUAUUUCGAUAAGUAGUUUAAAUUUAGACAAUAUUAGUUUAUCAGAUACAGGCAUAGAGUCUGGUGGGGAGACAUCUGAGACAAAUACCGUCGAGACUAGCCCAGUUUCGCCUCAACACGAUAUUCUGAUAAAAAGUUCAACACUUCCGCCUAAAUUAGAUUUAAAAUCAAUGGAAUGGGACGAAUUAGACGAUCUACUGCAAAUAGAACGUAAAGUUGACAAUUCCUGUAAAUUAUAUCAAACUAUGCCUAUUCCAUUGCCUUCCCAACAUUCUGAAUCGGCUUCAACUAAUAACUGCGAGAAUGGAAUCGAUACAACUAACAGUGAAGCAAAAAGUGAAUGCGAUGGUGGUUCAAACGAUGCACAUAACAUAGAUUCUUGCGACAAUAAUUGGAUUGAGAAGAGUAACCAUUUGAAUCGCUCAAUGUCUGGCCCAGACUGUUUGGAACGAAUGCGACAGACGAAAUCGCCAGAGUUCGAUCAAAUUUCAAUUAAUAGUACAAAUACGGAUAUAUCAAAUUUUACAUGUCAAGAUGACGUUGUGAUUCGAAGGCCGCCUAAAACCGGUUCUACCGCCAUAAAACGGAGGCCCGGUAAACGCUUGUCCAGAACUAAAUUGAAAAGAAGGUGCUCUAUUAAUGGCCAUUUUUACAAUCGAGAAACAAGCUUCUUUACGCCCCCUCACGGUAGCCAAAUGAGCGUUUGGAUUACUUCACUUGUUAGCACUCAAGAUGUUAUUAAUUUAAUAUUAGAAAAGUAUAAAGUCGAGAGUGAUCCCGUCAAUUUUGCGUUAUUUAUUGUUCACGAUAAUGGAGAACAAAGACGGCUGAAAGAUGAUGACUAUCCACUGUUAGAACGUGUACUUCAAGGACCCCAUGAAGAUGUAGUUCGAUUAUUCUUGAUGGAUGGUCACAGCACUCCAGAAGUGAGUAAUGAAGUUGCUCAGUUUUUAAAUUUCUCGCUAGCUGAAAUGAGAGCAAUUCUUAAUCAAUAUUAUGUGCAAGAGGAACGUGAAAUAGCUCGAAUACAAGACAAGUGGUUUGAAAUGAAACGAAGAAUUAAAAUACGAAUGGAGGAACUCAAAGUGCGGCUGUAACUUUUUUUAACCAUUUGAUUGGUUUUGUAUUUACGCACAUCACAGAAUGUUUGUUGUGUGUCACUUUUAUUAUAUUUUUAAUUUUA